Pyrenophora tritici-repentis Pt-1C-BFP is the source of this 1110-nucleotide messenger RNA. The record is from RefSeq and is a predicted model, not a curated record. NCBI's taxonomy places the organism in Eukaryota, Fungi, Ascomycota, Dothideomycetes, Pleosporales, Pleosporaceae.
AUGGCGCUCAAACCUUUGGUCGUUUUAUUCGUAUCCUUGACACGCGCUCGCGAAAUCACGUUCCCACCCAUUGCAGGGUACGCGUCGCAGCAGAUUAUCCCCCAAGGGUUUAUGGAACCGGAUAUCACGCAUGCAAAGUUCGCGGGGUUGACGACGUAUGCCAAUUUGCAGUAUGUACAUUGUCUAGCGCCCCAAGGUCAGGAAGUGGAACCCUUCGAUAUUGCGAUCCUUGGUGCGCCAUUCGAUACCGCCGUUACCGCAAGACCAGGAGCGCGUUUCGGACCGAGUGGGAUACGACAGGGGUCCAGGCGCAUGGCACCAGAGGCUGGGUGGAACAUCUAUACAGGAGAGAACGUGCUGCUUGAUUGGGCCAAGAUAAUCGACUGUGGCGAUGCUCCGUUGACUGUGCUGGAUAACACAGCAGCUCUCAAGCAGCUCGACAAAGCCCAUCAAAUUGUAUCGGCAAGACGUACCAAUUCGAGCCAGCAUACCACGCCGAGGAUCGUUACCCUAGGUGGUGACCAUACCACCACGUUAUCUGCUUUGAGAUCAGUCCAUCAGCAUUUUGGUCCUGUGAGCGUGAUACACUUUGAUAGCCAUCUGGAUACUUGGGACCCAGAAGUUUUAGGUGGAGGUAUCUCCCAUUACGCUGGUGUAAACCACGGCACUUUCCUGCAUAUUGCCCACGAAGAAGGCUUGAUCCGUAACACUUCGAUCCACGCUGGUAUCCGAGCGCCAAUGGUACGACCGAAGGGCGAUUUGCGAAACGAUCGUAAAUGCGGUUUCGAGAUUUUGAAGGCGAGAGAGAUCGACCGUUUCGGUGUGUCUGGAGUGAUUGAGAGACUGAAGUCCCGUGUGGCUGGCACAAAGGUCUAUAUUAGUGUGGAUAUAGACGUUCUUGAUCCAGCGUUCGCACCUGCCACGGGUACCUCCGAAGUCGGCGGUUGGAGUACACGAGAGCUACUUUCCAUUUUGGAUGGUCUCGAAGGAUUGGAUGUCGUUGGAGCAGAUGUCGCCCCUGUUUAUGACAAUCCGGGUGAGGUCACCGUUUUGGCUGCUGCAGAGGUCGUCCUGUCCCUUAUCGGACUCAUGGUGAAGGCACCAGCUUAG